Messenger RNA from Lampris incognitus (smalleye Pacific opah), 2819 nucleotides. RefSeq names its product ring finger protein 168 (gene rnf168). The transcript is spliced from 9 exons. NCBI's taxonomy places the organism in Eukaryota, Metazoa, Chordata, Actinopteri, Lampriformes, Lampridae. Gene Ontology annotation, biological process: double-strand break repair; protein ubiquitination. Gene Ontology annotation, molecular function: ubiquitin-protein transferase activity; nucleosome binding; metal ion binding. Gene Ontology annotation, cellular component: nucleus; site of double-strand break. Bases 1094 to 2575 code for a protein of 493 amino acids. The record is from RefSeq and is a predicted model, not a curated record.
AAGAAGCAGCAGCAGAAGCGGCGCGUAUCGCGUCGGCUGGGCUGGUGUUGUGAGUCGGUCUGAACGGUGGAGUGCGGUGUUUCUAAACACGACGAGGCAGAAGAAGAAGAAGAAGAAAAAGAAGCAGAAGAAGAAGCAGCAGAAGAAGAAGCAGCAGCAGAAGCGGCGCGUAUCGCGUCGGCUGGGCUGGUGUUGUGAGUCGGUCUGAACGGUGGAGUGCUGUGUUUCUAAACACGACGAGGCAGAAGAAAAAGAAGCAGAAGAAGAAGCAGAAGAGGCGCGUAUCGGGUCGGCUGGGCUGGUGUUGUGAGUCGGUUUGAACAGUGUGGAGUGCGGUGUUUCUAAACACGACGAGGCAGAAGAAGAAGAAGAAGAAAAAGAAGCAGAAGAAGAAGCAGCAGAAGAAGAGGCGCGUAUCGCGUCGGCUGGGCUGGGCUGGUGUUGUGAGUCGGUUUGAACGGUGGCGUGCGGUGUUUCUAAACACGACGAGGCAGAAGAAGAAGAAGCAUCAGAAGAAGCAGCAGCAGCAGAAGAGGCGCGUAUCGCGUCGGCUGGGCUGGUGUUGUGAGUGAGUCGGUGUGAACGGUGCGGCGCGGUGUUGCUGAACGCGACAGACCGGACUCAGGAUAGGCUGAAGUCGGAUUUUAUACAGUCGCCGUCCGGGGAAAAGUGACGCUGGCGGAGCUUAACGACUUGGCGUAGCCCCCGUCAGCGAGCAGUGGAGAAGCUAAGCUAACUGCUGGUAGUUACUCGACAAUAGCAAUGUGUUUUCGAGGAGCACAAUACUUCCUAACAGCAGUGGGUUGAUUUCUCAACUCGGCAGCCACUUUAUUUUUUUCUUAUAAUACCAGUACUUGUACUUGAGCUUGACUGGUUGCAGACGGAUGCUGUCAUUCAAAGCCUUAGGUUAGCUGCUGCUGCUGCUGCUGCUCCUCCUGCUGCUGCUCCUGCUGCUGCUGGGGUCAAGAUAAUCCCCCUCUCAGAGACUGGGCGCCGUCGAUGUUUCCGCCGCUGUGAAGUUCUUUAGUGAUACCCUACCUGGAGUGUUCAGAUCCUUCUCCGAAAGCUCCAUGCAGACACUGCAGGGCAGGGGAUGCCACUGGUAUCUAAUGUGAAAAUGACAUCCGUAUCAGAGGAAGGAGGAGGAAGAGGAGAGCUGUUGUCCCGGGAUGAGUGUCUCUGCCCCGUCUGUCUAGAGAUCUUUCUAGAGCCAGUUACUCUGCCCUGUGGCCAUACCUUCUGCAAGCCCUGUUUUCUGGAGACUGUGGACAAGGCCACCCUGUGCUGUCCUAUGUGCAGGAAGAGGGUGUCGACGUGGGCCAGGCUCAAUUCCAGGAAGCAGACCCUGGUGAACGACGAACUGUGGAGACAGGUGCAAGCCGCCUUCCCCCUGCAGUGUCAGCGCAGACUCAUCGGGCAGGAAGGAGGACAGGAGGAGGAGGACCAGGUAUUUGUGUCCACGCCCAGGGUGUGCCCCCCAGGAGAGGUGAGGAGAGAGUACGAGGACCAGAUCAGCAAACUGGCCGAGGAGAAACGAUCUCUGGAGGAGGCGGAGAGGAGGGCAAGUGAGGAGUACAUCCAGCAGCUCUUGGCUGAGGAAGAGGAGCAGAUGGCUGAAGAGAGGAGGAGGCAGGAAGAGAGACAGCUGGAGGAUGAUGAGAAGCUGGCCACUCUGCUCAGCCAGCAACUGAAUUCCAGUCCAAUGUCAGACUUGCCGGGGAACGUCAGUUCUGCUGAGGUCACUCCGGCAAAGAGGAAACAGAAGUCCGGUUCUGGAGCCAUAGAGAGGUUCCUGUGUCCUGUUAAACCAAAGUUAAGCAGUUCAGACUCUAAUCCCAUCUCCACCUUUAUGACCAACAAGGAGAACAUCCUCUGCUCUCAGGUCACACCCCGGGCAUCCCUGAAGGAGCCGACCAAGUGUCCCAUGCCCACACUGGAGUACUACGGCAGGCUGCAGGGCCCAGUGCAUCCUCCAUUGCCUGCUCCUCCACGGCUUCAGGCUGGAACAGCUAAAUCCCCCCCUGUGUGCACCCAGGCUCACCCAGACACAGAGGGCGCUCUCUCGGGAAAGCGGAAAAGCUCAGAGAUGGAGGCCAGCCAAGAGGAGCCUGACGUCGCCAAGCACAUUUGUUCGUCCUCGGUCACAGGAGGUAUGCAGGGGCAGACGCAGCGAGAGGUGGAGUUUUUCACUCGCCUGCAGCAGGAGGAGGAGGACCGGAGGCUGGCUCUGCUCCUGCAGGAGGAGCUGAACAAGGAAGCGGUGCAGAGAGCCACCGACCGGAGCAAGGAAUCCUCCAACCCCUACCAGCUCCGACAAAAAUCCAGCGCCCAGCCUGGUCCUGGUACCGCUGGUGCCGCGGAUCAGGCUUCAUCCAGUAAACCCACCAAAGCCUGCUCCUCUUCGUCCACAGCAAAAAAAAACAGAACAGAACGGAGGAUUUCUUUGGAAAAAAAGACCUCAAACUCCUGCACCUCCAGCUCAGUGACGAGUAGCUGUAAGCAGGUCACGCUUACAGAAAUGUUCCCCCGACAAGGAGGAGUGAGCACUUCCCUCUCUGACAGGAGAGACAAGUGACUGUCUCCCGUCACCCAGCUGUCAGGACACCUGCACUACCCCUUACUAUGUAAGGCUGUAAGCCUUAGAUUGGCCGUCUCGCCUUAACCAUUUCAGAUCUUUUUUUUGAACAGGGAGUCGUCAGGGUCACGUGUCCACCAGCAGCAUCUGGCCAGACAGGAUUAUUAAAGAGUUUGUUUAGCUGCUGACUGCUGUGUCCCCUCAUUCUUUUAGCAUCUGAUGUUGAAAUAAAAAAUGUAUAUCU